AUGUCUAAAUCCGCAUAUAUUCAACGUAACACAAAUGAAACGAAAAUCCAAAUUGCUAUUAAUUUAACAGGUGGCCCAUUGGAGGUAAAAUCACUAUUUACUGAAUUACCCACCGCUACCACUACCAAAAGCACUGAAGCAGCAGUUGCCUCACAAUCAACUUCGGCUCAAGUUAUAAGUAUUCAAACGGGUAUUGGCUUCCUAGAUCAUAUGAUCCAUGCCUUGGCCAAACAUAGUGGAUGGUCUCUAAUAGUUGAAUGUAUCGGUGAUUUACAUAUAGAUGACCAUCAUACAACAGAAGAUUGUGGUAUUGCUUUAGGCACUGCAUUAAAAGAAGCAAUGGGUUCGAUUAGAGGUGUUAAAAGAUUUGGUACUGGAUUUGCCCCAUUAGAUGAAAGCUUAAGUAGAGCAGUUGUCGAUUUAAGUAAUAGACCAUAUUGUUUUACUGAUAUGAAAUUUAAAAGAGAGAAAAUUGGUGAUCUAAGUACCGAAAUGAUCCCACAUUUUUUGAUGAGUUUUGCUGAGGCUGCAAGAAUUACCAUGCAUGUUGACGUUUUAAGAGGUGAAAAUGAUCAUCAUAAAGCUGAAAGUGCUUUCAAAGCACUAGCUGUAGCAUUAAGAGAGGCUAUGGCUAGUAACGGUACAAAUGAUGUUCCUUCGACCAAAGGUGUUUUAAUGUAA
This is a messenger RNA of Saccharomycodes ludwigii, 681 nucleotides long. It is a transcript of the gene HIS3, whose product is annotated as imidazoleglycerol-phosphate dehydratase HIS3. Gene Ontology annotation, molecular function: imidazoleglycerol-phosphate dehydratase activity. The record is from RefSeq and is a predicted model, not a curated record. The transcript has a single exon. Gene Ontology annotation, biological process: L-histidine biosynthetic process. The coding region runs from base 1 to 681 and encodes 226 amino acids. Lineage: Eukaryota; Fungi; Ascomycota; Saccharomycetes; Saccharomycodales; Saccharomycodaceae.